This is a messenger RNA of Leptosia nina, 2799 nucleotides long. The record is from the annotation of a GenBank genome assembly. NCBI's taxonomy places the organism in Eukaryota, Metazoa, Arthropoda, Insecta, Lepidoptera, Pieridae.
AUGAUUUUAAACUAUUUAUCUGCUGCUCAUCUUCAAGAUUGUAUCUAUAUUUUAUCCCAGCACGACGAUUUAUCUUAUUACAGUGUAAAAAUAGAUUUUCUUAAGCUAUUUGAAUCACAUCCAGAUGUUGGUGACAAGGUUUUAUGUAGUCCUAUUGAAACAUUGCCUAUUUGCAGUGAAGAUAUUAUAAAACUGCAAAGAAAUAUCUUAGAAAAUGCAGAAUAUUCGCACUUAGUGUCUAAGCUUAAUCAUUGCAGUUUAAAGAAAAAUGUUCAUGCAAGGUUCUUUGGGUUACCAGUCUGUCCAGAAUUGCACAGAACUAUAUUCCCUAAGAAUGUGGACUUGGGAUGUUUUUUGAGAGUAAACGGGACAGUAGUAAGAGUAACACAGGCAAAAAUGUUGGAAUACCAAAGGAAAUAUGUUUGUGCGAAAUGCAAAUAUGAGAACAUAAUAAAAGCAGAUUUUGAAAACAGAUAUAUCGUCAAGGCCCCAACUAAGUGCAGAAAUAUUGAAAAUAGAUGCAGAUGUUCUACAUUUACACAAAUCAAUCUUGUUUCAAGAGAAUAUUGUAAGGAUUAUCAGGAAAUUAAAAUACAAGAACAAGUAAACAAGCUUAAUAUUGGUACAAUCCCAGGAUCUAUGUGGAUAGUUUUAGAAAAUGACUUGGUGGACUCAUGUAAACCCGGUGAUGAUGUUAUUAUCUGUGGAGUUGUUCGUCGGCGCUGGCGUCCAUCUUCACAAACAAAACGAUCUGAAGUGGAGUUAGUAUUUCAUGCGAAUUACAUGGAAGUUAUUAACGCAGAGCGAUCAAAGGUUGUUGCCGCUGCACCAGAUGUCAAGGAUUGCUUUAACGAGUUUUGGUCAAAAUAUGAACAGUGUCCUUUAAAAGGACGAGAUCAAAUUCUUUCCUCAGUAUGCCCACAGGUAUAUGGUCUACAUCUGGUAAAGCUGGCUUUACUUUUAACAGUAAUCACUGGUUCUAACCAUGUUAUAGAAAGUGAUAGUGAGAAACAAAAGGUAGAAGAUAAUUAUACCACCCAUGUUAGAGGUCAAUGCCAUUUGCUGUUAGUUGGAGAUCCAGGUACUGGUAAAUCUCAGUUGCUCAGGUCAGGUGCUGACUUGACUGCUCGCUCAGUCUUCACAUCCGGUGCAGGUAGCACUAGAGCUGGUUUAACUUGCGCAGCACUGAGGGAGGAAGGUGAAUGGCAGUUAGAAGCAGGAGCCCUAGUUUUAUCAGAUGGGGGAGUGUGCUGUAUUGAUGAAAUAUCUCAUCUUCGUGAUCACGACAGAACAGCUAUACAUGAGGCUAUGGAGCAACAAACUAUCUCGAUAGCUAAGGCGGGAAUCGUAUGCAAACUAAAUACCCGUUGUGCUGUGAUAGCGGCUUGCAAUCCUAAGGGUCACUAUCAGACCGACCAGCCGCUAAGCGUUAACGUGUCACUUGGCACACCAUUAUUAAGUAGGUUUGAUCUCAUCUUCAUCCUAUUGGACUCUAAAAACCAAGAAUGGGACAAAUUAGUGUCAUCCUAUAUAUUAUUCGGUGGAAAUUCAUCUGAUUUUAAAAAAAGAUGGACUAUGGAAAAAUUACAGAUGUACAUCAGCCUCAUUGGGCCAAGAGGAAUAGAGAUGACGAAAUCUGCAAACUCCAUAUUACAACAGUACUACAUGAUGCAAAGAAAAUCUGUAUACAGGGACCCUUCAAGAACAACUGUUCGAAUGCUCGACAGCCUUGUAAGAUUGUCUCAUGCACAUUGCCGAUUGAUGUACCGAACUACUAUAUUACCGUUGGAUGCUAUCACGGCUAUCUCCUUAGUAGAUUUAUCAAUGCAGGAUUGUACUCUAUCAGAUACCGUUGAUGCUCUUCAUUCCACGUUCCAAAAAUAUCCUGACUUUGAAUACCUUUGUAAUGCGAAAAAAAUCUUGACACGUCUAAAUUUAUUCGAAGUAUGGAAAGAAGAAUUACUUUACUACGCAAAGUUAUUAAAAACUGACCAUAAAAGCUUGGAAGACGAUAUAGAUAAUAAUAAAAGUAGAUUAUUUGCUAAAAUAGAUGAUAUUGAGGAUAUUAAUAUACCACUUUCUGCAACACUUGUUACAAGCACCUAUUUUAAUAAGAAAGAGUAUAAUAAUCAGGAUAAAGAAAAUAAGGAGAAAAUAAUCAAUAAAAAGUUGGCCGCGACAUUAGUUAAACAUGCAACACUCAACAAGCAAGAAAGAAAACCACCCACAGUACAGAAAAAGAGUAGAGCAAAACGUAAAAGAAAAGAAGUCGUGAUUAAUACGAAAAUGCAACUACAAAAAGCAAAAAAGUUAAAGGAAAAUAAGCAAGUACAAUCAAAUGAUUCUGAUAGUGAGGACAUUGAUGUUAAUAAUAUGUUGAAUGCUGUCCCUAGUGUUAAUGAUGCCUUUACUGACUUAGGCAUUGAUUUUAACAUGGAUGAUUCUUUAGGUGUAUUAGAUGAAGAGAAUGAAAAUAAUAUUAAUCAAGAUAAUUUAGAAAGAGAUAAAACCAACAAUCAUGAUCAUGAUAUGAAUAUUUCUAAAAAUUCUAAAUUAGAUAUUACAUCUAAAUGUGACAAUCCAAAUAUAAAGCAUAGUACUAAAUUUAAACUGAAACAAUUUCAGUUUUCUGGUAAACAUGAUUUAAACAAAUAUUAUGAUGAAUCAAUAAAACAAGAGGUUUUUAGCACAGAUUUACCUGAAAAUAAAAAGUCAACAGAAAUUAAGAAACAGCCUGUUAGUAACUCCCAAGUAUCCAUGUUUGAAAGUUCCGACUGUGAUAUAGACUUAGAUUUAUAA